Messenger RNA from Lithohypha guttulata, 2601 nucleotides. It is a transcript of the gene mcl1, whose product is annotated as DNA polymerase alpha accessory factor Mcl1. The transcript has 2 exons. The record is from RefSeq and is a predicted model, not a curated record. Gene Ontology annotation, cellular component: nuclear replication fork. Gene Ontology annotation, biological process: DNA repair; DNA-templated DNA replication; mitotic cell cycle. NCBI's taxonomy places the organism in Eukaryota, Fungi, Ascomycota, Eurotiomycetes, Chaetothyriales, Trichomeriaceae. The coding region runs from base 1 to 2601 and encodes 866 amino acids. Gene Ontology annotation, molecular function: chromatin binding; protein binding.
AUGCCGGACAGACCGCCUAUUGCACCUAGGGUCGCUCAACCUCCAGGAAAGACAUUUCUCAGAUUCUCUCCAGAUGGCCAGCGCAUGCUGGUCGCUGGCUGUGCCAACUAUGCCCGCUCAUUCAAGACGAACGACGAUGGAGAACCUGACAUGAUUGAUCAUGUUCACGAUGAUACUCUAGCAGUAGCUUGUGGAAAUGACUAUGCAAUUCUCGGAGCAGAAGACGGCUCCGUCUGCGAAUACGCUGUCGCCGACGGACACAACAAUAACCUCAAAGAGGUUCUUGUACGGUUUACUCUGCCAGUUCGUGCCCUGGCACUGUCUCCAGAUGAAGAGUUCAUUGCUGCCAGCAGCGACGAGAUUGAAGUCAAGGUCGUGAAUAGACACGAUAUUGAACGAAUCCACGUCCUACGAAGUCAACCCAAGCCAAUCAAGCACCUAAGUUACGAUCCGACAGGAAAAUGGCUAGCAGCAUCCUGUACGGAUGGCAAGAUCUACAUGUACAAUGUUGAAGAGGAGGAACCGAAAUUCGUGAAGGCAAUAGAUGGCAUUAUACAGAGGCUCGAGAUAGUCGACGAUACGACUUCGGCGUGCUUUUGGCAUCCUCAGGGCAAAGUCUUUGCGUGCGGUACUGCUUCCAGAGAAGUCAUUAUUGUGUCGGCCGAGGACGGCAAGAUCAUCAGACGGUUUGCUGGACUACACAACAGUCCAGUGACCUCGAUUUCUUGGUCACCGAAUGCCAGGCUACUAGCGACUUCGGCAAUCGAGGGCUCUUUGAUUGUCUGGGAUACAGUGACUGGUCAGGUGUUGCAACAAAACACAUACGAGAAGAUUCUUCACGUUGAGUGGCACAACAAGGGAGAGAAUCUGUUCUGCUGGACGAAUUCUUGGGGUGAGGUUUACAUUACGCCAGGCUUUCUGAAGAACCCAGCACAUGUAGAGCUGUUGAAAGGCGCGCAAGAGCAACCCUUGCCCGAGGCACAACAGAAACCGCCUCAAAACACUGUCCCGAUCAAAAAUGGUUUGAAUGGGGUAAAGCCAGUCCGACCCUUAGUCAAUGGACGUCCUCGAGCACACUCACCAGACAGUCUAGACGAGUACUUGGCUGAUGCAGAUGACGAUCAGUGGAUUGUUGACGAUGAUGGUGCUGGCUACACAAACGAGAACGGUAAACGCACAAAUGGUCAUCUUCAAGGAGCCAAUGGUCAUAUUGAGAAGAAGACCAGGCACGAAACCUGGCAGCCGCAAAUUCACGAAUCCUUCCAACCGGGUGCUACUCCCUGGCGCGGUGAUCGGAAAUAUUUAUGUUUGAACCUUACUGGCUUCGUCUGGACAGUCAACCACGACACUCACAAUACUGUUACUGUCGAAUUCUACGACCGAGAAACACAUCGUGACUUUCACUUUACGGAUCCUUUUCAGUACGAUAAAGCUUGUCUGAACGAGCAUGGCACUCUGUUUUCUGCCCCUCCCAAUCCCGCAGAGCAGCAGCCUGCCAUCAUCUUCUACCGCCCACAUGAGACCUGGACCAACAGAGCUGACUUCCGUGUCAGCCUGCCUGAUGGUGAGGAUAUUUCGUGUAUCGCAUUAAGCUCGAGAUAUGUCAUAGCAUGCACGAGCAAGAACUAUGUCAGAGUCUGGACACUAUUUGGUACACCAGUGCGCAUGUGGCGUAUGAAAUCUUCACCAGCCGUAACUUGUGCCGCGCACAACGACCUCCUAAUCACAGUCACGAACGGAGCCGUCAAUUCAGAUGGUACAACCCAACUCAUCUACAGCAUCGACAACAUCCGUUACGACGAAGCCCACCAGAACUCAGACCUAGUUGCCCUGGGAACGCCUCACCCAGACUCAGACAACUACGAAGACGAAUCAGUGACCCUGAAAUCUCUCUUCUGGACCGACACAGGCGACCCGGCUAUCUACGACUCAACUGGCACGUUACUUGUCCUCGUACACUGGCGCAACAUGGGCCAAGCGAAAUGGGUACCAAUACUCGACACCCGUCUCCUCGAGCGUCUUCAAGGCGGCAAGAAAGAAGAAACAUACUGGCCCGUUGCCGUCGCCGACCAGAAAUUCCACUGCAUUAUCCUCAAGGGUGGUGAUAAGUAUCCAUACUUCCCGCGACCGCUACUGUCAGAAUUCAACCUUAGCAUCCCCAUCAGCAGACCAUCUCCCAAGAAAAAGACCUCCAUAGAUGACGAUGGCAAUGAAAUCGACAUGGACGGCACCGAAGAAACCACAGCGCAUCAAAUAACCCGUCUCGAAGAAGCAUACGUCCGAAGCACGCUCAUGAUGUCCCUCCUUGACGAUUUCGUCACUUCUCACGGCGAACAUGCGCGUCACACUGACAAGACGGAGCUGACACGGCGUGAGAUCGAGGUUGAUAAAGUGCUUCUGCAGCUGCUGGCGUCGGAAUGUCGAGAAGGUGAGGAUAGGGGUAUGAAGGCUUUGGAGAUUGUAAGGAUGAUGAGGGAUCGUGGUGGGAAGAUGAUUGAGGCUGCUAGUAAGGUUGCGGGCAGGUGGGGAAGGACUGUGCUGGAGGAGAAGAUACGGGAGAUGGGGGAACGGAGGUUGGCGGGUGUUGAGGAGGAUGAAUAG